GUCGAGGUAAUCAGGUCUUGGCAUCUCCUUAAAGACCUUCUCGAAACAGCCCUAGUGGGCCCAAACUCACUGUUUACCUUACUGUAGCAUGCCGGACUGUCGAGCUGGAAAACGCUCGUCACAUACCUCGCCCUCAGCACUCGUCGGCCUGUUUGCUUUGGGACUUGGUAGAGGUUUGAUUACACAGCUGCUUCUACCUACUGUAUAUACACACUUUAGCGUUGGAUGUGUUCAGACGGUCUCAACUACAAGGAUGAUUCAACACUGCAGCCGAAGCUGCCGAACCACACUACCGAUAGGUGAAAGUAACGCUAUUAUGUAUGCAGAUUGUUGCUUACUGGUUCUGUGUCUGUACAGAUGCAGUGUAGUGAAGAGGAAUUACACGAGUGUACGGUAUCCGCACAUAAUAAAGUAAGAUGAAUCCAAUUGCUAACUGUGGGACUUGUUUCGUCAUCAGUAUCGGUGGUCCAGCUCCAGUUGCUGUCUUGCAGCUCCUUGCUUGACCGACUGCGGCUUGCGGGGACACUGGCCGCCUGAGAAUCGGGCUAGGAAUUGUAUUGAGCAUCCAUGGAGGCUUUGCUUGGGGUGAACCGUUAUUUCAAACUCAAGCACAAAUCCUCAUAAAU
This is a messenger RNA of Canariomyces notabilis, 626 nucleotides long. RefSeq lists its product as uncharacterized. Lineage: Eukaryota; Fungi; Ascomycota; Sordariomycetes; Sordariales; Chaetomiaceae. Bases 89 to 415 code for a protein of 108 amino acids. The record is from RefSeq and is a predicted model, not a curated record. The transcript has a single exon.